Molecule: messenger RNA, 2541 nt
Organism: Priapulus caudatus
Lineage: Eukaryota; Metazoa; Priapulida; Priapulimorpha; Priapulimorphida; Priapulidae
Product: meckelin-like
Exons: 17
Coding region: 109-1953 (614 amino acids)
Biological process (GO): cilium assembly
Cellular component (GO): ciliary transition zone; MKS complex
Source: RefSeq, a predicted model, not a curated record
GACAGGGAGCAUGUUGCAGCUGUGCAAGGGCUCAGAUAAAGAACUGAAUGCUGCAUUUGUGUUUGGAACCAAGUAUCAUAAGCAGUGUACCGUGAGCAGCCGAUACCUAUGGGACAAGCAGAGGUUGGAGCUGUGGGAUGUCUUCUACUUUCCACAAAAAUGUACUUUAUCCUGUACCAUUUACUUGUUGUCAACUAUACAAAAGAUGGAGAAUAUGUCAAUCGAGAUGGUGGGAAGUGGCAGUUAACAACAAGGUUGUUUCUGAUAGACAACGUUCUAGCAAGGAAGGAUGGUGCUAUUGACAGCUCAAUGUCAGACUACCUUAGAUAUGCUCGGCACUUGGAACUCAGAAUUAAACUCAAGGAUAAUACUGGAACUGGGAGAAUCAACCAACCAUAUUUCAAAGUGGUCUAUGAGGAUAUACCAAAACAAUCGUACAAUAAUGAUCUUCAAGUUCCUACAUCUUUUUCCGUCACCUAUUCCAUGACACGUAAUAAAUACAAUGGAGAUAUUGAGGCAGCUCUAGUUAUCCUGGCAGGAGCUGGAGGUGUCUACGGCAUCGUAAAGACAUGGGGUUGGUCAAAACGUGCUGGACGAAUUGCUAUCGACUUUCUGACCCUUGUUAAGAUGGUGCUAUUCGCCUGUGGACCAGUCGGAGAUAUGUUCUUUUUGGUGAUGUUUGGUGCAGCAUUCUGGGAUCUCAUUGUUUUUAAGAACCAGGACAAGGUGAUAUUCCUCAUGCGUAAUGCCGAUGAAGAGAUGAACUUCGUUAUAUAUGUCUCGUGUGCAUUUGCCCUCAAGUGCUUGGAUGUGUUACAUAUGUUGGUGAAUCAGGUAACAAUUGACAUCUUCCUCAUCGACUGGGAAAAGCCCCGUGGCAAGGUCAGCAUUCCCAGAUCUAAUAACUCUGAGGAACAAACCAAGACGGCACCUGUCAGCAUUUGGCGCACGUAUUUCGUAGCUAAUGAAUGGAACGAGCUGCAGACGGUCCGCAAGACGAAUCCCGUCUUUCAGAUAAUUUCAGCAGUAUUCUUUUUAAAGGUGAUUGGAUUUGAGAACUUGGCUACUGUUGAUCCAAACAGCAAUUUCCAAAAGGAAGAGGGUGCCUAUGACUGUCCUGAUAGUCGCAUGGCACGAUUGGCUAUUGCUGUUUCAGUUUACAUGGUUAUUGCUCUUGUGCAGUGGGUGUUCUUCAUGUUCGUGUAUGAGCGAUUUAUUGAGGACAAGGUCCGUCAGUUUGUCGAUCUUUGCUCUGUCAGCAAUGUGAGUGUGUUCAUCAUGCAGUAUGAGCAAUGGGGUUAUUACAUCCACGGCCGCUCUGUCAACGGCGUGGCCGAUACCGACAUGUGGGAAACGUACCAACAACUAAAACGGGAAGAGCAAAGCCUGAGACAAAGCAGGGGUCUGUUGCCAAACACAGAUCAACAGACGUUCCAGAUGGCCAUAUCGAAAAAACUCAGAGCCCACUAUGAUCGAGUGUUCUCGCCAUUAACAUCUAAUCAACCUACUCAGAUGACUAGUGGACCUAGUGCAGGUCCAUCUAGAGCCAUAGAUGACAUGCGGGCUGAUCAGGGCAUCCAGGCCUAUCUUACCAUCAACAAGUUUCUCUCUGGUUACAUAGACCAUUCUCUCCGUGACAUUGAUUAUGUCGUCAAGGAUAAAUUGUUACUGGAGAAUGUGCUGGAUGUGGAACUGUAUGACACGUUUGAUACUGGUGUGUUUUUCACAGAUAGCGGCCAUUCAUUUGACAAGGUUCUGCUCUAUGGCAAUGAACUGAAACUGCUUGUGUUUGACGUGAUGUUGUUCACCAUUGUGGAUUUGGCUGCCCAUGACUUUUUACUGGCAGGCAUCAUAUGUUAUUUUGUUACACAGGGCAUUGUCAUAUUCCGAAACAGCGGGGGGAAAAAGAAUCUUGCAAGGAAGACAUUAGUAGAUGAGAGGUUCCUGAUUUAAUCAUGCACCAUCUACUGAAUAUCAUUACUACAUUCCGUCCAUUUCAUUACAUCUUGCAUCUUUAAGAGUCCAUGUUGUGUUUUAUUUACAUUGUGAUUCACGUAUGAAUCUUGUUCUAUUGUUAGUGAAUGGAUAUUGCACUUACACUGAUCCGUCAGUGAUCGCACUGGCAGUGAUUUGCUGUAAAGAAUAUCUUUAAUGUUGUCUGUAUAUCUGCUGCAAAUUAUGCAAUGCUUGGCAUGCAAAAUAGUGUGAAUCAGUUAUAAACGGGUCUAUACUAGCUUUUUGUGUGUGCAUUUUGUAACAAAUGCUAUUUAUUUUAGUUUACAUGUAAUCAGAUAGUUUCCUUAGUAAGUAGUAUAGAUCUACGUGAUGAGUUGUCCAUUGAAUGGUAGUUUCCCAUUUUUUAUACGCAAGGAAUGCAUUUUUCCUAAAGUGCACUUAGCAGGAGAGAGGUACAUAUGAGCAGGAAGUUUCGCAAAGUAACUAUUGCAGUAAAACUAACGAAUUAUUCCUUUUUAGCUCACCUUGACAUCGUCAAGAUGAGCUAUUGCCAUGGAUCGUCGUACGUCCGUCCUUCCGUCAACA